AUGGCAUUUAUACUAUUAAGCAAAAAAACAGUUAUAAGAACGGUAAUUGUCGGUUGGUUGUUAUGUCUUUGGGUAUUCUAUCGCGUGAGUAAACGAAUUGAUAUUGAUAUUUACGACAAUAAUGUGGUUGAGUCAUUAUACACUAAGGUCGGCAGACAUGAAGAAUUGAAGAACAUUAAACUUCAUUCAUCGGUGUAUGAUACAAUCAUAGAGCAAGAAGGAUUAGGAAGAGCAUUAAACGACCAUUCGUUUAAACAAAGGUGCAAUUUGUACGUGAAUACACUUAUGAAGAACGAAUCGAACUUUAUAGGUCCACAUCUGCAUUUUGGAUUCAACAGGGCCGACUACAAUACGGAGGACCUGUCGGACGCUUGGAAAGUGAUUCGAAAAGAGGAACAAACAUUGCAUGAUUAUUUGACCCAUUUGAAAAUAUACAACAAAUGUUAUAUCGACGCUCCGGAAGAUGCCAAAUUUAUCAAAGAACAAAGGAAACUUAUGUCUCGUAAGAGCCCAAUAGACUUUGGUAUGUCUGAUAUGUUACAGUAUACAUGCGGCGAAGUAGAAGCAAGAUUGUACCCUUGGCUCAGCUUCGAAAUGCCUGUUUAUAUGAAAUGGGAUGGCGCAACUACACGGUUCCCCAAGAAGCAGAACAAAUUGAUGGAUCGGUUUACCAGACCAUGCUUUUUAUCCAAUUUCAAAGAUAAUCUCAAGGGGCGGGGGAUUGUUUUGACAAUAGCUGAUAGCCAUUUAGAGUUGACCAUAAGACUCGUCCAAUUGUUGAGAGCGUUGGAAAACACAUUACCAAUCGAAAUUAUUUACUACAAAAAUUUAUCGGAGGACUCAAGAAACAAGUUGAUCGAGGCAUGUAGACGUGAAUACAAGUUAAAAAAUUCGCUUCUACCACCUCAGGAUAUUUCGUUUAUUGAUGUUUCUACUGCUGUCAAGCCCAAAUAUAUUGAAAAGUUUGGUAAUUUUGGAAAUAAGAUAUUGGCAACUCUCUUCAACUCGUUCGAAGAAAUGAUCUUGUUGGAUGCCGACACAGUGGUUUUGGAGAAACCUGAAUUUUUCUUUGGAUUACGCAAAUACCAAAAGGCCGGAACAAUGUUCUAUAAAGAUAGACUUGCUGUCGAAUACAGACCAAAAAGCGAUGUAAUGUUCUUCAAGAAAAUGAUGCCAUCAUUAAUGGAUUCGUUAUUUUUCAAUAUCCCUCAGACUACUGGAUAUACUUUAGAUAGAAAAUUUUUCCAAGGUUUGAACCAUUAUAUGGAAAGUGGUCUAGUAGUUAUCAAUCGUAAAAGACACUUUAGUCAAGCUUUGAUUAUGUCUCAGUUAAUCUUUCAUUUACCAAUACAAGCUAGAGUCUAUGGGGAUAAAGAGCUAUUUUGGCUAGCAUUUGUGGUUUCAGGUAAUGAAAACUAUGCCUUCAACGAUCACUUCCUGGCAGCCAUUGGAUAUGUGACUCCAAACAUUGAAAGACUGCCAUCUAAAUAUGGUGCUAUGGAAGUUUGUUCAAAUCAUCCUGGUCAUAUAAACGAUGAAGAUAAUCAUAGUUUGCUCUGGUUUAAUUCCGGAUUCCGUCAUUGUGGACAAAACAAUAAAAUUGAUUUCCAAAAGGAAUUCGAAAUAGGAAAACGCUAUACACAUUUAAAGACUGUUUUAGAAUUCGAAGCGUUUUUCAAGAAUAGAUUGGUGCUUCGAGAUGCUGUUAUCCCACCUCAUGUUGUUCUAGAAGCCGAUAACCUUGAAGGAGAGCCAAGCAGAUCUUGGAUAAGCUUGAGCGACUACUGUGCCGGAUACACUUGGUGUGGUUAUUCGAAAAUUGGUGGAUUAUACGAUAGGGAUAACAAGAAAUACAACAUUCAAGAUGGCAUCCUCAUUCACUUUGCCGACCGUGAAGUUAAGAAAUUCGAUCUAUUGGGUGACGCAUGGACCAAUAGUGAAUUUUUAUCAUAG
Molecule: messenger RNA, 1953 nt
Organism: Debaryomyces hansenii CBS767
Lineage: Eukaryota; Fungi; Ascomycota; Pichiomycetes; Serinales; Debaryomycetaceae
Gene: MNN14
Product: Mnn14p
Exons: 1
Coding region: 1-1953 (650 amino acids)
Biological process (GO): protein O-linked glycosylation
Cellular component (GO): Golgi apparatus
Molecular function (GO): alpha-1,3-mannosyltransferase activity
Source: RefSeq, a predicted model, not a curated record